AUAUGUGUACUUGAUGGGCUGCACCAUGACCGAGCGCUUCAGUCGCUGCGUCCCGGCAGAGGAAACUAACGCACGGAGCAGCCGAGACCCUGACCGGGCGAUGCUGCACACACAGCCGAGGAUACACGUCCAGCUACCUGCUCUGUAUGGGGACAGAGAGUGAGAGUAUGCUGCAUCUGGCAGCGGAGGCUUUCCAGUCUAAAAACUUCGACCUGGCCGCGGAGAUCUACGAGUGCCAGCUAGCGAGGGUCGGAGAUCCGGGGAGCCGCCUGGAGCUGAUGGUCAAGCGGGCUGACGCGCUCGCCUUUGGGGGCAAAUUCACGGAAGCUUUCGACGUGUACAGGCAAGCCUCGGAGAUAGAGAGACUGAGACCGGCUCACCUGACCAACCUCACAGAGUACCUGUCUGGAAGUAUCAGGAGGCAGGACGGCGAGGGGAGCCGGCGAGGCAGCCCGGGGAGGGAGGAGGAGGCGGCGGCCGCAGGUGCCACAGGUAGCGGCUAUGAAGACUUCUGCUGCCGGAUCUGUCUGAGCUUCCUGUUCGAGCCGGUCACUCUGCCCUGCGGACACUGCUUCUGCAAGAAGUGUCUGGAGCGGGAGAGGAAGGAGAAGGAGCGGCCGGUGAUGUGCAAGCAGUGCAGGGACAGCUCCAGGGUGGCCGACGUGCAGAGCUACCGGGUGAACGUGGUGCUCAGCAGCCUGCUGGCCAAGUGGUUCCCGGCGCUGCACCAGGCCGGCCGGCUGCGGCGGGAGGGCAACGGACUGUACGCCGAGAAGAAGAUGGAAGCAGCGCUGGAGAAAUACCACCAAGCUAUACUGAUAGCACCUCUGGACCACAUACUGUUCAGUAACCGCUCCCAGAUCCACUCCAGCCUGAAACACUAUGAAAACGCCCUGAGAGACGCUGAGAUGUCCUGCAGGCUGAUGCCUCACUGGUCCAAGGGUCAUGUUCGUAAAGCUCAGGCCCUGGUGUCUCUGGGCAGGACGGAGGAGGCUCUGAGGGAGUAUCUGCUGUGUCUGUCCAUGGAGCCUGACUGUAGAGUGGCCAAGACGGAGGCUCCCAAGCUGCUCAGUGAACUCCUGGCUCCGGUCACAGAUCAGGUCCCUGAACACAUCUCAGAUUACUCCAACAUACUGUCUUCCAGAGCGCACAUCAAAAGCAGCAUCAGCGCUCCCUUCCAGACCAUCAGUUCCUGCUCACCGUCUUCAGGCUCCAGUCUUCCUGCACCUGAGAGGUCAGAGGGGAGUCAUGUUAAAGGUCAGCAGGAGCUCAGGAAGCUCAGUCAGUGUUUCCUCCUCAAACGGAAGCGAAGGAGCACAGAAGAGGAGGCGGAAGAGGAUCGAUGGGAAAAGAGCGUCGAUCACAAGAGAUCAAAGUCUGAGCCAACAGAGACGCCUGAUUCUUUGAGUUCUGAGGUUGGUGACGUGUUGGAUCCAGCAGAUCUGGAGUGUUCUCUGUGCAUGAGACUCUUCUACGAGCCGGUGACGACACCGUGUGGUCACACUUUCUGUCUUCAGUGUCUGAAGAGAUGUUUGGAUCACAACCCCAAGUGUCCGCUGUGUAAAGAGGAGCUGUCUGAGUACCUGGUCCAGAGGCAGUACUGUAAGACGGUAUUAAUGGAGAACCUGAUAUCUAAGUAUCUUCCCUCUGAGCUAAUGGAAAGACAGAAAAUCCACCAGGAGGAGGUGGCUGAGCUCUCUAAUCUUAACAAGAACGUGCCUAUUUUUGUGUGCACCAUGGCCUUCCCCACUGUGCCGUGUCCUCUCCAUAUCUUCGAGCCCUGCUACAGACUGAUGAUCCGCCGGUGCAUGGAGACGGGAACCAACAGCUUCGGCAUGUGUCUGGGAGACAACCUCAAAGGGUUUGUUGAUUACGGCUGCCUGUUGGAGAUCCGUGAUGUGAAGUUCUUCUCUGAUGGCCGCUCGGUUGUGGAUACAAUCGGCAGACGGAGGUUUAAAGUCAUGCAGCACAGUGAGAGGGACGGAUACAACACAGCGGAUAUAGAAUACCUGGAAGAUGUUAAGGUGGAAGGUGUAGCAGAACGUGAGCUACAGUCUCUGCAUGACACUGUGUACGACCAGGCUCUGGUUUGGGUGAAUUCUCUGAAGGCUGAGCAGAAGGAACGUAUAGAGGGACACUUUGGACCAAUGCCUGAGAAAGACUGUGAACUCCAGGCCAGUCCUAACGGUCCUUCCUGGUGUUGGUGGUUACUCGCUGUUCUUCCUCUAGAGGGUCGAGCUCAGCUGCCGUUUCUGGCCCUCACCUCUCUAAAAGACCGUCUGAGCGGCAUCCGUAAGGUUCUGCUCUUCAUGGCGCACAGUCGACACCGGUGAUGUUGAAAAUAACGUAACCGUCCGCUCGGCACACAUCCCCCCUGCAGCAGCAGCAGCAGCAGCAGUUGAUCUGUUGCUCUUCCUUUUGAUGCACAAAGAACUGAAGUUGCUUCCUGGUUGUAGCGCGAAUUUCAUCGACACAUCAACAGCAAACCUGAAAAAUGUAGAUCUGAAUAAAUAGAUGUCUUCCAUGGAUGGGAUUCUCAUCACAGCUAGCACCUGAGCAGACCUGCAGACUAAAACUGCAUUCAGACAGGAGAGGAGUCUGACUUCUUAACCUGACUGUCGUAAUUUGUGAUAUGUAAUAGAUGUGGGUUUAAACAGAAGUAUACUUCACUAUAACAAUGCUAAUGCGCACAUUCUCAAUGUAUGUCUUUGUCUAUAUUCUCUUCUGCCCACUGUUGCCUUUCCGGCUCUCUUCCAUAUUUGUAGUUCUCUACUUUUUCUCUUGCGUUUCUUGCAACACUUCAUCUGAACUGAGCAGUAAGAAAUUUGGAAAAACAAAUGCCAAAACUUGGCAGUUUACUACUCAAAAAAAUAUCAAACACCUGAACUUCCUUUCUGAAUGUAGCUUUAAGCUGCAAAUCAGGCUGCCGUUAAUUCAACCAAUCACGUCUUUAUUUGUAAAUAUAAAUUCUGCAAGAGACCAAACUAUAAAUCUGCCUUUUUGAGCAAAUGCACUCAAUAAAGUUGAGUGAAAAAUAGUAUAAACAAGAAGGAUUCAAUAUUAACUUUACUCCUCCACUGAUUGUAAUCGCAUUUAUCCCAUCUUUUUGCCACCUUUACUGUAUCUAGCAAUAAUCAGCAACUACUUCGUCAUCUUUGUUUCCUCGCUUCCUUCCAUUUCUAUCUCAUCCAGCUGAAUAACAACGGACUGAACCUUUGCAUUGCUUUAAGGCUCUUGUUCUUGUAUUUUGUUCAUCCUUUUUUUAAUGUUUUGAAAUUGUUUUCCACUAUUUAUUUUGUCAUUAUUUAUGCAUGCAGUGACAUUGUUUACAUUUCACAGAGAGAGAGAGAUGCUGAGCUGCUCGCUUUCCAAAGGCUUUUAUUGUUUUUUUGAUUGAAAUCUGACCCAAACUAUCAGUAACAUCCUGUUAGGUCAUAAUUUACUAAAUUAAUCGACAUAGUAUUGAGCUGACAUGGCUGCCAGUGUAAACUGCACAGCUCAAACCUUGGUUCCCUCCCAGAACUUCUAUUUUCACAUCACCAUUGACCCAAAUUUUGUAUUUUUAUUGGCAAUUAACAAUCCAAGCUACAUCGAUUUAAACAUAUUUGGAUUCCCAGCAGCCUUUCAGAUGCUCGUACCGGCAAAAAGAGGGACGUUCAGCAACAAGAAGUGAAAUAAUUCCCACCAGAAUUUGGGUUUCUGAUGCCAAUCAUCUGUUUAGUGUAUUUAUUCAGUAUUUAUUCUGACUUACUUUGCACUUCCACAUUGAGUAAGGGAAAUAAACAGUGCAGGCAGGCGUCAGCAUGCUGCAGUCAGAACACUAAAGCACUUGGAUUAUCACAGAAUCAAGUUAAAUCCUCUGGUGGUUUGAAAUAUAAACCUGAAGUGUGAUGCAACCUGUCACAUCUCCAUUCAUUCAACAUCUCCAUCCAUUCAAGUGUGACUGAUGUAUGUAUGAUUAAGGCCAGUGCCUUCUGGAUCUGUGAAUUUAUAGGCUCAUUUUUAGGUUCCUUUGUCUCCUUUUUUCACAAUUGCAUGAAUUGAAAUAAAACAAAGAAAGCCCAGUUUUUGAUAAAAAUCUGUAGAAAAACAUUGAGGCCUUGCUGAUGUCUGUGACUGUUUUCAUGUGGCAGAAGCUAAGCUCUGAAGAAUGCAAGAGAUUGUUGAGCUUUAUCUUUAAAAACUUUUUUCUUUUAUACAUGCGUUUGAUUUUACACGUUUCUACGUUGAUUAGGUUCUUUGUAUUUUAUGAUUUUCUUCACUUAGUGGCGUGUUUGUUUUUCCAUAUUUCGUGUGUAAUAGUACAGGGAGUGUCAUGUCAAACCAUUCACAUUUGUUGUUUUAUAAAGGGCCAAAGCCAUGUAAUGGAGUUAUAAAAAUGCACUGAUAUGGUAUUGAUAUUUUUCACUGCAUUCAGAUGGUUGAAAUAUGACAGCAAUACUCUACCAUGUACUGCAAGUAUGACAUGAUAAUCUACUGUGUAAGACCCAAGUAUUCUUUGUGUUAAAUAACGUUUGAAGAUGGUAACUGCAAAAUAGCUACAAUUAGUCAACUGCAAUGGAAAGGGAAUAGCCGCUAGUCAAGUAUAAUCGCACAUGCAGUGUAAAAGCAUAUCACUUAAAUAUCUCAGACUAAUGGACAAAUGUGUUUCCUGAUCAAUGUAAAGGGAAAAUCUACCUAAAAUUUAAUCAUGUUCUGCUAUUUAUAUUAUUUUCACAAUGUGAACAUGAGUAAAAACAACACAAUAAUUCAGAGUUUUUAAAAAAAAAAAAAAAAAAACUGUUCCCAUACAUGCACAAAAACAAAGAUAAAGCAUCCCUCCAAUGUGGAGUUUGGUUUGAAACAGAUAUCAGUGAAUUUUUGUUGAUUUGUGACAGCAGUGCUCGUGCCUUAAGUUGAACUCCUUCCAUUUUCACCUAAGCAGCAAUGGCAAGUACAGUAAUUUAGCUUCCAGUAGCCAGUUUUUCUCUCAAUAACAUCAUAUUUGUUCAUCCCAUUUAUUCCAAUUAGAUGUUACCGUAAUAAAUGAAGUAGCAGUGUCACCUCAACUUAAAUUCAUGCCAUCCACUUUAACUGACAAUAUGUGAUUUUUUUCACCCAAUGUGAAAAAUUAAAAAGCAACUUUGACCAUCUAAUACAGUUUAAUGUAUGUUGUACAGUUAAAAGUAAAACAAAAAAAGCUAAUAAAACAUCUAAACUACCACAGAAAAAGCUACUGUUGGGUACAUUUUAAACAUGUUGGGGCAUCUAUUUGCUUUCUAUGUCUGUUAGCUUACCUACAAAGCUAGCACCGAACAGCCAGCUAGCCCAACAACAAUCCUAGCAUCCCCCUUAAAAUGAGAACUUUGCAAUGUUUAAACUUUGUGUUACAUACAAAUUAAACAAUAAAUAACAUUUAUUUAGUGAGCUUUGGAGGUGAUGAUAGGCAGAUUAUUUUUGAGGACAUGCUAGCCGUUUUCCCACUUUCAGUCUUUAUGCUAACUGAUGCUAACCUGCUGGUGACUGUAGCCUCAUAUUUAGCUUUCAAACACCUAACUUUAGGCAGGAAAGCAAACACAUGUACUUCUAAAAAUGUUAAAAUAUGCUUUAAUUAGACUGACUGCGUAUAUAAAAAUUCAUGGAACAAGAACACAUAAAGGAUGUUUACAAUUAACUGUUCUCAUAUGCUAAAAGCUAUACUAACUUAGCUAAACCUUCAUUUUAUAGCUUUUUAAAAAACAUUGUGGGAUUUUUUUACAUGCUAGCAGACAAAAUGCUCAACUUCACCUCCCUAUAAAACCUGACGGAUUAAUAACUAUAGUUACAGCAUGUCAAGUUAAUUUUUGUGCUUUUUUAUCAAUACAGAAAUGGAAUAUAUUUUUUGUCGUUGAGAUUUCAUAGACUGUCACAGAGAUCAGAAGAAAAGUUUGUUAAUUAAUAAACAGUACAGGUUAUAAGCUAUGACCUUAUUGAGAUACACUGGCAUUUGUAUUGAAUCCUCAAAGGUCGGGAUGGUUUUAAUGGUAUCGUUUAAUAUUUUGUAGCACUCCAGUUUCAUUACUGUGAUCAUUGCUGACAAACUAGCACCGUUUUCUUUCACCCCGCCUCAUCACCUCUUCCAAUUUGUGAAAACAACACUGGCAAUGUAGAAGAAUUGGAUCUUUUUGAUAUUUUUUCAUCCAGCUAUGCAAUCACAAUAGCAUGACGUUGACAUCUUGACCUUUCAGAAUUCAAACACAGACCCAACUCUGGUAAAAAAUUAUGCUUCCUAAUACUGUUCUUUUCCUGUCAUUGUUGUUUCAUUUGUGUACAUACAUGUAAUUUGAGAGUCUGAACAAACAUUGUGUAUCAUCAGAGUCCCAUCAGUGCUCUAAAAUGUAAUGUAAUGUGCCCAUUUUAAAAUGCACCCACCAGUUGUCAGGUCAUGAGAGAUUGUGUCACUUCAACUGCAAAGCUGUGAAAUCUGGUUUCUGUGUGAAAUAUAAACUGAACAGGUUCUUGGAAACAAACUCAAUGACCUUGUGAGGUUUCUGUUUAUGUGAUUUAGGGAACAGCUGGGGCUCAGUGCUGGUGUUCAAGGACAGGAACCUUUGUCAUUUUCUUGGUCUGUUACCCCAUCUAAAAAUUAUCUGACUAAAUACUUCUAGAAAUCUGAAAACAGCAAGUGCUCUGAGAUUUCAAAUAUUUGUAUUGACUUCAGCUACUACAUGGCCUGCUUCUGUCAAAGGUUGUUAAACUCUCCUCAUGGCCUCUAGAUGUGUCCAGGUGAAUUUGCACAAGAUGAAUGUGUGUCUUGACAUCUCUCUGAUGUUUUCUGUUCAUGUCUGUUUUUGAUAGUAAAACGUUAGAAUGCAUUGAUUUGCAGAAAUGCAGUCCGAAGCUACAACUUGUGAAUAAACCAAAAGGUUUGAGUUGCUGAUCCUGUUUGGGAUUGUGGACAAUAAAUGCAGUGGAACUCUG
Molecule: messenger RNA, 6939 nt
Organism: Amphiprion ocellaris (clown anemonefish)
Lineage: Eukaryota; Metazoa; Chordata; Actinopteri; Pomacentridae
Product: LON peptidase N-terminal domain and RING finger protein 3-like
Exons: 12
Coding region: 147-2333 (728 amino acids)
Molecular function (GO): protein binding
Source: RefSeq, a predicted model, not a curated record